Messenger RNA from Trichomonas vaginalis G3, 342 nucleotides. Its product is annotated as protein of unknown function, DUF4106 family. The annotation marks the transcript as partial. The record is from RefSeq and is a predicted model, not a curated record. NCBI's taxonomy places the organism in Eukaryota, Parabasalia, Trichomonadida, Trichomonadidae. The transcript has a single exon.
CGACUUCGCCGGAAAAGGUUUAGUGUCAAACCAGACUCACCAUUAGCUAACAUCAUAACUAAAGUCAGACAUUACCAUUUAACUGUAGCAAUACUUAUGCAAACAUGGCGUUUCCUUGCUUUAAACAUAAAACGUCUCAUAACUGACUUCGUUAUCUUUCAAGGUUUCUCACGUUAUGAUAUUGAACUCAUUUGGAAACAGUCAGGUAUAACAUUACCUUUUGAAGAAAUUUGGGAAGCAUAUAAGUCUCUCAUCUCUCCUCGUUCAUACCUUGAGAUUCAUAUCAUGACUAAUACCAUUAAAGUCAAAAAUAUUCCAUGGGAACGACCAACAUUGUUUUAA